AUGGUGACCCUGCUGCGUCGCUCCCUGUGCCCCGUCCGCCGGCUGCGGGGUCGUCCCCGGCCCGCUGCAGACGUGCCCCACCGGACCGCCAGCCAUGCCGGCCCCGGCCUUCUCUACCCCGACCACAUCCCCACCUCCCUGCUGCAGAAGACGCUGCUGGCCGCCGGCUCUGCUGCAAUGGCGCUCUACAACCCCUACCGCCACGACAUGGUUGCUGUCCUAGGGGAGACCACAGGACGUCACACCCUCAAGGCCCUCAGGGACCAGAUGAGGAGGGAUCCAGAGGGUGCCCAGAUCCUGCAGGAGCGUCCCCGGAUUGCACUGUCCACCCUUGACCUGGGCAAGCUCCAGAGCUUGCCUGAGGGCACCUUCGGCCGCCAGUACCUCCGUUUCCUGGAUGUGAAUAGGGUCUCUCCAGACACCCGAGCACCCACCCGCUUCGUGGACGAUGAGGAGCUGGCCUACGUGAUCCAGCGGUACCGGGAAGUGCAUGACAUGCUGCACACUCUCCUGGGGAUGCCCACCAACAUCCUGGGGGAGAUCGUGGUGAAGUGGUUUGAAGCUGUGCAGACCGGCCUGCCCAUGUGCCUCCUGGGUGCGCUCUUCGGACCACUCCGACUCAGUGCCCAGAGCCUGCAAGUGCUGGUGUCUGAGCUGAUCCCGUGGGCAGUGCAGAAUGGAUGCCGAGCCCCGUGCCUGCUCAACGUGUACUACGAGCGGCGCUGGGAGCAGCCUCUGCUGGCCCUGCGGGAAGAGCUGGGCAUCACCCCGCCUCCCGUGGAGCUCUGAGGCCUGGACUGAGCGGCCGGCCUCUGUCCCCGGAGGCAGAGGCUCCCCUUCUACUACUACCUUUGCUCACUUUCUGUGAAGACUGACCCUUGGACAUCACUUGUCAUAAUUUGACAUAAUCACCGCCGAGUGGCCUUGUGUGCCAACUCAGGAUAAAGCAGAUGUUGCUUCCCGGGAGUGGGGCUCCCAGGACGCCAGGGAAAGCCGUACAGGGAUGUGUUGUCCAGGCCGGAGGUGGGAUACUCCAGGUCUACAACCCAGGACUCCGUCUAGGCCCAUCGCCAUCAGAAUUGUCUGGGGGUGAGGCUGGAGUCUUGCCAAGUGAGGAAGGGUGAGAGAGAGGGGUUGUGGGUCUCUUCUCUGUGAAUAAAGGCUUCCUGCUGGUCAAAA
Messenger RNA from Echinops telfairi (small Madagascar hedgehog), 1179 nucleotides. It is a transcript of the gene COQ4, whose product is annotated as coenzyme Q4. The record is from RefSeq and is a predicted model, not a curated record. The coding region runs from base 1 to 789 and encodes 262 amino acids. The transcript is spliced from 7 exons. Gene Ontology annotation, cellular component: mitochondrion; mitochondrial inner membrane. Lineage: Eukaryota; Metazoa; Chordata; Mammalia; Afrosoricida; Tenrecidae. Gene Ontology annotation, biological process: ubiquinone biosynthetic process.